UAACAUAACCCAGACAGUAACCGUGGAACGUAAAUACAAAUACAGAGUAGGCCAGCUCCCCGGCAACUCCCCUCGACGGCGGCAUACACCCCUCCAAAACCGAACGUCUACAUUACAUCGACUUUCAGACAUGGCAACCUCGACACCGUCGCGGGAGGAAUUGCCCAUUGGUGGUUCCAAGAGAGUGUGGACUACUCUGAUCACCAACACUGCUUACCUCACGGGACUUCUCACCCUCGAUUACUCCCUCAAAUCUCAGGGCUCCAAAUAUCCCCUCGUCGCACUAUACACCGAUACCUUCCCCGCCGAAGGCCAUGCGGCCCUCGAUGCGCGCAACAUUCCCAAGAAGCAUGUCAAAUACCUGCUUCCCACGAAAGGGAGAGACUACACCAACGACCCGCGGUUCUACGACUGUUGGAGCAAAUUGACGCCCUUCUCCUUGGUGGAGUAUGAGCGGGUUGUGCAGUUGGACUCUGACAUGCUGGUACUGAAGAACAUGGAUGAGCUGAUGGAGAUGGAGCUCGACUCGCCCGAGUUGGGGGGCAAAGGCGACAAGGUGUUCGCGGCAAGUCAUGCUUGCGUUUGCAAUCCGCUGAAGAAGGCACACUACCCCAAAGAUUGGAUACCGGAGAAUUGCGCGUUCACGUCGCAGCAUUCCACACCGGACGAAGCACAACGCACGGGAGCGUCGCCCUCAUUUGGGUUGGGGAUGCCGAAUGGUGGCCUGCAAGUGGUAAACCCAUCGCAGGCCGUCUACCAGCUCAUCCUUGACCAGCUUGCAAAGGACUCGUCGUUUGACUACGACUUUGCGGACCAGUCACUGCUCGGCGAUGUGUUCCGCGGGCGCUGGGUUGCGCUACCGUACAUCUACAAUGCGCUCAAGACGUUGAGGCACAAAGGCGUACACGAGCAGAUUUGGAGGGACCAGGAGGUCAAGAACGUGCACUACAUUCUGAGUCCGAAGCCAUGGGAUGAGAAAUUGGGGGAGCAUGCGGAGGAGAGCCACAAGUGGUGGUGGGACGUGAACCUUAAAAGGCGAGAGGCAGAAAAGGCGCAGGGGCUAGACGACGAAUUCUGA
Messenger RNA from Periconia digitata, 1078 nucleotides. Lineage: Eukaryota; Fungi; Ascomycota; Dothideomycetes; Pleosporales; Periconiaceae. The record is from the annotation of a GenBank genome assembly.